UCUUCAGCUUUUGUUUCAUACGGACAGAACAAAUUUACUCAAAAAAUGGCCAUUAAGUUAAUGAUCGCUCUCGCUCUCUUCGCUGUGGUGAAGGCUGGUGUUGCUGUGGAGGAAUACGAUCCUCACCCACAGUACAAAUAUGGCUACGAUGUGCAAGACGCUCUGUCUGGUGAUUCCAAAGGUCAUGUGGAGGAACGUGAUGGUGAUGUUGUGCGUGGUGAAUACUCUUUGAUCGAUUCUGACGGUUUCAGACGUGUUGUCACCUACACUGCCGACCCCAUUAAUGGCUUCAAUGCUGUAGUGCGUCGUGAACCUUUGGUUGCCCCAGUUGUUGCCGCUGCUCCUGUGGUAAAAGCUGCCCCAGUUGUUGCAGCACCUGUUGUUAGAGCCGCCCCAUUGGCCGCUGCCGCUCCAGUUGCGCCCGCUUUUACCUACAGCCGCCUGUAAAAUGUUGAGCCAUUCAUAUUAAUAUUAUUUGUUACUU
Molecule: messenger RNA, 484 nt
Organism: Anastrepha obliqua
Lineage: Eukaryota; Metazoa; Arthropoda; Insecta; Diptera; Tephritidae
Gene: Ccp84Ae
Product: larval cuticle protein A2B
Exons: 3
Coding region: 46-447 (133 amino acids)
Cellular component (GO): extracellular matrix
Source: RefSeq, a predicted model, not a curated record